Messenger RNA from Chaetomium fimeti, 4977 nucleotides. Its product is annotated as glycosyltransferase family 41 protein. The coding region runs from base 1 to 4650 and encodes 1549 amino acids. Lineage: Eukaryota; Fungi; Ascomycota; Sordariomycetes; Sordariales; Chaetomiaceae. The record is from RefSeq and is a predicted model, not a curated record. The transcript has 5 exons. Gene Ontology annotation, biological process: protein O-linked glycosylation. Gene Ontology annotation, molecular function: glycosyltransferase activity; protein binding.
AUGUUACCCCUCGUACAGAUGCACCAGAUGGUGCAACCUCCGCUUGACUUCCUCGGGCCUCACCACCAUCAUGGCCACCCAAAACCGGACUACUCAUCACAUUAUCACGAGUCCCAACUCUCACAACAGUCACAGUCUUUCCAUCCCCAUAGCUCAACCCCGCGAGCAUUCGCCAUCCGAAGCGCCCAGCAUGCCCCACCCCUGCACCGCAUCAGGACCAGCUUCACGAGGUUGAACGGGCACGCCCACGAUCAGGCUGAGAACUCUCUUCGGCGGAAGACCCCGAGUGGGACCAUCGACAACGGAUACGAUGGGUCAUUAACUCACCUAGCUUCCGGCCCCCCUGCGCUGAAACACAUGAUCGUGCCGGCUUCGUCCCAAAUCUUCCCAACCGCCGUCGUCCACCGACCGCCUAACCAGCCCAUUGGUAUGCUGCAACAACAUCCAGCAGGCCCUUGGGCAUACUCGGCACCCGUGCCCACGGCCAACUUUGAUCACGGGAUAGAGGCCAUGAACGGCCUGUCCGGGACGCCGAACGGAUGGGGGUUGAAGGCUCCGAACCCAGCGCUAGAUCCAAGUGUGGGAGACCACCUCAACUUCCUGCAGCCUGUCCCCCCGCAAAAUCAUCCCGGUGCACCCAACUUGCAACAACUCUUUCGGCCGGGGUACCAACAGUCAUUAUCGCAAACAGUCUACAGCCCCGGCAGCUACCAGCAACCUGCGGUAUGGAGGGACGGGAACUUUGGCUACCAGACGAUGAUCCCGCUUGCAAAUAACUACACCCCACAAAACUCGGUUGACAGCGCAUUCAUGGGGGCUCAGUCCACAAUACACCACGGGCUACUCAACGCUCCGGGACUAGGGCAAGCAAAUCAUUUUGGCCUACCCUUACCGAGUCACCCUCUCGAUGACGGCUUUGCUCGCUAUGGCCCCAACCACAUGACACACUAUGCUGCCAACGCUGGACGAAAUUCCAUGCCGAUGAUGCCUGGUGCCGGGCAAUUCGCCAAAGGCGUCACCGCUGGAGAACCAGGAUCGCCAACCCGGUUCAAGGAAAGGGCGCUUCAAAGUGCCCACAAGUCAUACAACGACCUGCUGCUUCAUCUCACCCAUGCCAAAAAAGUGCACCAUGGACGCAGCGGUUCAAUGUCGAGGCCAUCUUCGAAGAUUAUGGUAUACCCGAAGCCUUCUACCAGCAGCAGCAGUAACAGCGGGAACAAGCCACGACAAUCAGCUGCCUUUGCGGACCCAGCAGCAGGUUAUAUACAGCAAAUGGUCCAAAAGGAAGCAGCCGCCCGAAUGUUCACCCACAACCACUACCAGCGCCCAUAUCACGAGAUGGGCUCCCCUGUCCUCAACGCCAGAGCUUCACUCGACAUGCUAUCUACACUCUGUGAGCAAAGCGGUUGGAAGUGGGUCGAGGGGAUGCUGCUGGGAGGGUGUCUUCACUAUGGCCUGGAGCGUUACGAAGAGGCCCUGGAGUGGUUCAAGCGAAUCGUGAAUCUGGACCCAAGCCACGUGGAAGCUAUCUCUAACAUAGCCGCGACUCUGUACUGCUUGAAUAAGCACGAGGAGGCAGAGCAACACUGGGUGAAGGCUAUCAAGUUGCGCCCGAGCUACCUGGAAGCAGUCGAGCAUCUCGUCAGUCUGCUGUGCUCAUUGCAUAGAAACGGGGCGGCGGUGAACGCCAUCGAGUACAUCCAACGGUCGUUGAGAAUGCCGGGCUCAGACCUGCCUCGGGAUCAAGCCAGCGAGACUGCCAGCGAGGCAGAUCUCGCUUCGCCAAUGACACUCGCCGAGUCGACCCCGGAUCCAUAUGUGCUAGACGCCGAGAGCACUGAUAGCCCAGAGCAACGAUUCGCUUCCAUGGAUGAGGACCGCAAGUCACCCGGUUUCGGUUCCAGCGGUUACCGCAUUCCAGGAAGCGAGAACGGCCGCAUGGUUCUCCUUAUUCACGCCAAGGGGAACAUGCUGUACUCGUUGAAGGAUAUCGACCGCGCUUCGGAGGCCUUCGAAGAAGUGGUCAUGAUCAGUGCUGGAAAACAGGUUCAGGGAGUCAAGCCACUCAUCAGGAGGAUACAAACAGUCUUGGCGCCCCGUGAUCGGUCAGGACAACGCCUGGUCUCUAUCCAGGAAAACUUUUCUGCUCCCCUACUGCUGCCUCCGGACAAAGCGAAGCUCACGGCCCAGCACGUCUUUGCUCCCACCGGCGGCCAGUUACCCGGACUCCAGCACAUGCCUGAAGGGGCGCACAAGCGAUCCGUGGUGGCAACGACGAGCAACUCGCUACUGUCUCUAGCUAAAAUCUACCAAGAUGCGAUGUCGAAUGGCGGCCCAUCUUCCGGUCUCAUCCGUCAGCCCGCGGGUGUCGGUGAUAUCCUAUCCCUUUACUACCUCUCCCUGUCGCUUCAGGAGAGCCCGUCGACCGCCAACAACGUAGGGAUUCUUCUCGCCGGCGUCCAGCAAACAGCGCCGAUACAGUAUAUCUCGGUUUCCGAUAUGGGCCUCGCUGCCAGCGUUCCCGGCAUCGUCCCUGGUAGUGGCUUGUCGCUCGCACUCGCCUAUUACCAGUACGGUCUCACGUUAGAUCCGAAGCAUGUCCACCUUCACACGAAUUUGGGGAGCCUGCUCAAAGACAUUGGACAGCUAGACAUGGCUAUCUCGAUGUACGAGCAGGCUGUGGCGUGUGACGCGUCGUUCGACAUUGCCCUGACAAAUCUUGCGAACGCAGUCAAGGAUAGGGGUCGGGUCAACGAUGCCAUCAAAUAUUACCAGCGGGCCGUGGCCGCGAACCCAGACUUCGCCGAGGCUGUCUGCGGCCUUUCGACUGCUCUGAACUCGGUUUGUGACUGGAGAGGGCGCGGUGGCGUCUUGCUUGCCGGUGGCAAGUAUGAUCGGUGGCAUGUGGACGAGAAUGGCAAGCUUCAGGACGCUAAGGGGCAGGGUCAGGGGGGCGGCCUGAUGAAGCGCGUUGUCGAGAUGGUUGGGCGCCAGCUCAAGGAAUCAUCGACAUGGGGCUGUGGGGUUUUGCAAGAGAGGUCGAUCGUUCAGCUGGCGGCCGAGUUGAGAGAUGCAGGAGCUGGUAUCACAGACGCGUUCCUCGACUUGGAGACCGAACUACGAAAAUGGGCCGGGAGACCAGGUGAGGGCUACCGAGUCCUUCGCCUCAUCGAACGUUCCACCAUCGCCGCCAUGCGUUCCUGGUACCAAGAUAAGCACAUCAGCGGCACCCCAUCGCCGACCGGGUAUCGCCGGCCAAAGCCGCCGGCAAGCCUUUCGGUUCCAUCAGCUCCGACAGUCCUGCCUUUCCACACCUUCACGUGCCCUUUGCCAGCGAAGGAUGUCCGCAUGAUCUCACAAAGGAACGCUCUGAGAAUAUCGUUUUCAACCCUCAGGUCGCCCUGGAUCCCACCCGUCGUUUACGAACCACCCGAUCCGCCGAGCCCCCACCUAAACGUGGGAUACCUUUCCUCUGACUUCAAUAACCAUCCCUUGGCACAUCUGAUGCAAUCCGUUUUCGGCAUGCACAAUCCGCAGCGUGUUAAAGCGUUUUGCUAUGCCACGACGGCGAGUGAUAGGUCCAUUCACCGUCAGCAGAUCGAGCGUGAAGCACCGGUCUUUCGCGAUGUCAGUGCCUUCUCCCCGGACAAGCUGGUUCAGCAGAUCGUUCAGGACAAGAUCCACAUCUUGGUCAACCUCAACGGCUAUACACGCGGUGCCCGCAACGAGAUUUUUGCCGCUCGCCCUGCCCCGAUUCAGAUGUCGUUCAUGGGUUUCGCGGGCACACUGGGCGCCGAGUGGUGUGACUACCUCUUGGCUGAUGCGACCGCCAUCCCGCCGUCAACGCUUCGUCCCCACCGGAACAACCUGACGUUGGAGGACUCUGCCGACGGGUACAACGAGCGGGACGUGACGUGGGAGCAGGAUCAGCAAAGGCGGUGGAGAAUGCGCAAGGAGCUGUUCCCAAGCCUCCCGGACGAUGCCAUCCUCCUCGGGAACUUCAACCAGCUCUACAAGAUCGACCCGACCACCUUCCGUUCCUGGUUGCGAAUCCUCGCCGCCGCGCCGAAGGCCUACCUCUGGCUCCUCCGUUUCCCAGAGCUCGGAGAGACCCACCUGCGCCGCACGGCGCGCGACUGGAGCGGCGAGGGCGUCGCGAGCCGCAUCAUCUUCACCGACGUCGCGCCCAAGCUCCAGCACAUCUCGCGGGCGCGCGUCUGCGACCUGUUCCUCGACACCCCCGAGUGUAAUGCCCACACCACUGCUGCCGAUAUCCUCUGGUCCAACACCCCACUUUUGACGCUGCCGCGGUACGAGUACAAGAUGUGCUCGCGCAUGGCGGCCUCGAUCCUCAAGGGGGCACUACCGAAAGGGCCGGAAGGCGAACGGGCGGCGAAGGAGUUGAUCGCAAACGACGAGGCCGAGUAUGAGGAGUUCGCGGUGCAGCUUGUUAACGGGCUGGCAUACCGGCCACGGGGCGAGUACAGGGAGGGGGUGGGAAGGCUGUCCGAUCUGAGGCGGCUGUUAUUUGAAAGCAAAUGGACCUGUGCGCUGUUUGACACACGGCGGUGGGUCAGGGAUCUGGAGGAGGCGUACGACAUUGCCUGGGGCAGAUGGGAGAAGGGGGAAGGGGGGGAUAUAUACCUUUGAGCCAUGUGGCGAUGGCUUUUGGCUUUGGCGCUGGCUUUGAUGAUCAUCAUGGGGUGCGAUGGCAUGCGAUGGAGAAAAGGGCGAGCGUUGGGCUGGGAGAUUUGGGUUCAGGGAUCCAUUGGGCUGGCAUGCCCGGGUGAUGGAUGGGGGAUUACUUUAGACCUGGUUGCGAUUGCGGUGAUUUCGGUUGUUGUUGAUGUUGUGUUAUCCCACGGCUCCUUUCGCUGAGAAAGAUCUGCUUGCGGGCGGGAAGUCCGAUCGAGCGCGAGCUACGGUCUGGACCAUGCUUUACCCCCUCCCCCUUUUAGCUUAUUUUGCUCCCCCGGC